AUGCAGAAGUGUGCAAGAAGAGAGUAUCAGCAUUUCCCCCCGAAUAAAAUUAAAAAUUUGAGACUUGAUAAUCAUGAAUCCAAUAUCACCCUUUUUCAUAUUCUUUGGUGUUUAACAUGCAUAUUCGGAGUGCGCCUAUCAAUAUCCUUCAUCCCAAAGCGAUCUGAGUAGUUUAUUGAGACAAUAUAGUGUAUUUACUCUUUUCAUACAAAUUGUACCACUUUAAAGUAAUGCACUGGUAGAUAAUUUUUUGGAUUUUAGUAUAUUUUUUAAUCAAAUAAUUUCUUCUAAAAAAAUGACUAAUAUGAAUUUUUCUUAAUUCUAAUCUUGGUUCUAACUUGUAGAAUGGUGAAGCAAAUUUCUUAAUGCAUUUGA
This is a messenger RNA of Paramecium tetraurelia, 375 nucleotides long. RefSeq lists its product as uncharacterized. The record is from RefSeq and is a predicted model, not a curated record. The transcript has a single exon. Lineage: Eukaryota; Ciliophora; Oligohymenophorea; Peniculida; Parameciidae.